Globicephala melas (long-finned pilot whale) is the source of this 2392-nucleotide messenger RNA. It is a transcript of the gene PRIM2, whose product is annotated as DNA primase subunit 2. NCBI's taxonomy places the organism in Eukaryota, Metazoa, Chordata, Mammalia, Artiodactyla, Delphinidae. Gene Ontology annotation, cellular component: alpha DNA polymerase:primase complex. The record is from RefSeq and is a predicted model, not a curated record. Gene Ontology annotation, biological process: DNA replication, synthesis of primer; DNA replication initiation.
GCCCCUCUGGGCUUGCUCUACUUUAGACGCCGAGCGAUUUCUGGGUGCACGUGUGCAUGAUAAAUGCGCUCUACUUCACUGCAGAUCUUCUGUGGGCGCCCUGUACCAGGUAACAAGAUGCAGUUUCUUGGAGGAAAUCGGAGGAAACUGAGGUUGGCAGAUGACCAGAGGAAUGCUUGCUACCCACAUAGCCUUCAGUUUUACUUGCAGCCGCCUUCUGGAAACAUAUCUUUGAUAGAAUUUGAAAACUUGGCUAUCGAUAGAGUUAAAUUGCUAAAAGCAGUCGAGAAUCUUGGUGUGAGCUACGUGAAAGGAAGUGAGCAGUACCAGAGUAAGCUAGAGGCCGAGCUUCGGAAGCUUAAGUUUUCCUACAGAGAAAACUUGGGAGAUGAAUAUGAACCCCGAAGAAGAGAUCACAUUUCUCACUUUAUUUUACGCCUUGCUUACUGCCAGUCUGAAGAGCUUAGGCGCUGGUUCAUUCAACAAGAAAUGGAUCUCCUUCGAUUUCGAUUCAGUAUUUUACCCAAGGACAAAAUUCAGAGUUUCUUAAAGGAUAGCCAUUUGCAGUUUGAGGCUAUAAGUGAUGAAGAUAAGACUCUCCGAGAACAGGAUAUUAUGGCUUCAUCACACAGUUUAGGUGGGGUUCAGUUGGAGCUGGAAUCAGUUUAUAAGAUCCCUUUUGCUGAUGCUCUGGAUUUGUUCAGAGGAAGGAAAGUCUAUUUGGAAAAUGGCUUUGCUUAUGUACCACUCAAGGACAUUGUGGCUAUCAUCCUUAAUGAAUUUAGAACCAAACUGUCCAAGGCUUUGGCUUUAACAGCCAGGUCCUUGCCCGCUGUGCAGUCGGAUGAGAGACUCCAGCCUCUACUCAACCACCUCAGUCAUUCGUACACUGGUCAAGACUACAGUACACAGGGAAAUGUUGGGAAGGUUUCUUUAGAUCAGAUCGAUUCGCUUUCUACCAAAUCCUUCCCACCUUGCAUGCGUCAGCUACAUAAAGCCCUGCGGGAAAAUCACCAUCUUCGUCAUGGGGGCCGCAUGCAGUACGGCCUCUUCCUGAAGGGCAUUGGCCUAACCUUGGAACAGGCAUUGCAGUUCUGGAAGCAGGAAUUUAUCAGAGGAAAGAUGGAUCCAGACAAGUUUGAUAAAGGCUACUCUUACAACAUCCGUCAUAGCUUUGGAAAGGAAGGCAAGAGGACAGACUAUACGCCUUACAGUUGCCUGAAGAUUAUCCUAACCAAUCCACCAAGCCAAGGGGAUUAUCAUGAUUCUCCAUCUGCGGGAUCUGUCCAGCUUGGUGGAGGUGGAGUCCAGCAGUGGAGCCAGCACUUCUCCUUGCAAUUCUGUCAGGUUUUCCCUGAUGUGUUUUGAUGCUCUUUUGUUAAGUGCAUACACAUUACGGAUGGUGAUGUCUUCUUGGAGUAUUCACCCCUUAUCGUUAUGUAAUGCCCCUUUUUAUCCUGCAUAAACUCCCAUCCUUUGAACACUGCUCUGUCUGAAAGUAACAUAGAUACUCCCACUUUCUUUGAUUUGUGUUAGCAUGGUGUCUCUUUCUCUGUCUUUACUUUCAAUCCAUGAUUCUUUAAAGUGGCUUUCUUGUAUACAACAUACCGUAGGGUCUUGAUUUUGACCCAUUCUGACAAUCUAUUUUUAAUUGGUGACCACUGACGUUUAAAGUAAUGAUUGGUAUAGUUGGGUUAAUGGCUGCCAUAUUUGUUAGUUUUUUAUUUGUUGCCCUUAUUCUUUGUUUUUGUCUUACACACAUUUUCUGCCUUUUGUGGUUUUAACUGAGCAUUUUAUAUGAUUCCAUUUUUUUUCUCUUUUUAGCAUAUCUAUUGUACUUCUUUUGUUACUUUUUAAAUUAGUUUUAUUUUUUAAAGAGUUUUCACUAUAUGUGUACAACUAAUCCAACUCUCUUUUCAAAUCACCACAUCACACAUAAGUAAGGCAAGUACCUUAUAAUAAUGAAUAUUUCUACUUCCCUGUAUCAUUCUGUCAUUCAUUUCAUUUAUAUCUAAGAAUAUAUAAACACACACAGAUAUAUACAUAAACAUGCAUAACAGAAUACACUGUUCCCAUUACUUUAAACAAACUGUUAUCUGUCAGAUUAUUUAUGAAUAAGGAAAAUAAAAGUUUUUGUAUUACCUUUCCUUAUCAUUCUCUGAUGUUCAAAUUUUCUUUGGGUAGUUCUGAAUUUCUGGUUUGUAUCAUUUUAUUUCUCUUUGAAGAACUUCUUUUAAUGUUUCUUGCCCUGCAGGUCUGGCAACAGAUUACCUGAAUUUUUUUUUGUCAGAGAAAAUCCUUAUUUCUCCUCUUUCGAAGGAGAAUUUCUCAGGGUACAGAAUUCUGGGUUUGAGGGAUUUUUUUUCUCUCAACAGUUUAACUGUUUCACUCC